GCUGCUUUCCCUCAUCUAUUUACAUGAGAGCAGCAUCAUGGGUAUUGACUCGAUUUACUACUCCUCAGGCUCAUCUUCCUAAGAGACUUCACUCCUCUCCAUCUAUCCGGCUCGGUAUAAACAUUAUAUGACCGCGGCAUUACCUUUUCUAAGGAUUUCUUGUGCUUCUAGUUGACUUUUCAACCAUGGCUUCUCCACAGCAACCUCUUGUCGCAGAUGGUGGACUUCCCUCUCCGGUAGAUGACUUUAUGCCCACCUUCUACGUGGGCCAUCACGAGUCAAACCGGCCUUUGCCUGUCACAGAUUUUGCCCUGCGACAGGCCCAAGAUGUCGGAUAUGACAUGCUGACCAGUCCAAUAACAACUCCACAAUUUCACUCUAGAGUUCUAGCUCUUAUUUCUUCUCAUCUCUCCGAACUUUCACACCGCGAAUCUGCGGACGUUGCUUCUACCAGGAAUAUCCCACCCGCCCCUAUCAUACCUCCGCUGACUCCAAUCGAUACCCCCUUGACACCCGGAGAUACUGUCUCUCAACUCAUCGCAUAUUCUAGUCCGUGGAUAGAUCUAUGCUCCCCGGAUCCCCUGAUCAGCAACAUAUCAAGACAGGUUCUGAAUAUCGAAAUAGCAUAUGCUUCAUUCUGCGGCGUUGGCAAUAUCAUUAUACCUGGGCCAAGGACGUACAGCAGUGGACCGACAGACAGUGAUGGACUCAUACAAUACGCUCGUGCGAUUCAAGAAGCUCUCACCAUUGCCAGCUAUAUUCAAAUAUCAAUUCAUAUCCCUAUGUAUGGGAACGAAGAAGUGAAGGAGAUGACAGGCGACUUGAUGACAUAUGCUAGAAAUGGACGAUCAUCCGGAAAGGCCAAGGCAAUCAAAGAGAUUGAUUUAUUUGAAACUUGGGAUGCGUGGAAUAUGAUUCGGAGUGUAUGUAAAUACAAUUCAAGACUAUUCGUAGCUCUUGGACUUCCCCGCCAACUUCCGGUUGAAUCUUUGCAGUCGCGCUGGUUUGCUGAACCUCUGAAAUUGUUAUCAUUGACGCCCUCGACGUUUCUCAAGAAUAAAGGUGGCCAUCCUGUCCUAAGUAAAAGUCAUCAGGGCCUGAUAUCGAGAUAUAUGCGCCUCAAGCAGCCGCCUUGGAUCUUGCUAUCUGAUGUUGGACCUAUUCCCGGUCUGGAUGACCCCUUGCAGCUCACCAUGACCGCGGAUGGGUUUCCAUCACCAAGUACCGUCGCAGAUGCAUCGAGAUCAGCAUCUCCUACCCCAGCAGAAGCUGCUGGUCGUUCAAAGGAGUCUCAAAAGCCGCAACCAAGGCCCAAAGAUUCUGCAGCACAUCUCGUGUACAUGAGAUAUCUUCAAAGGAACCAACCACCUAGGUCAAUCAUUGAGAGGUUCGGAUCUGGCUACCAGGAUUAUCUACAAGCCCCCCUCCAACCUCUGGCGGAUAAUCUGGAGUCUGUGACUUACGAGGUCUUCGAAAAAGAUCCUGUCAAAUAUGAUUGGUAUGAACGAGCUAUUGCACGGGCCCUGUCUGAUUGGUCUGAGAAGCGUAAGCCUACUUCCAGUCCUACCGGUGCUGUAGUCAUUGCAGUCGCAGGUUCUGGUCGAGGCCCUUUGGUGACUCGCUCUCUCAGAGCAAGUCAAAUGACAGGCGUUCCAGUUGAAGUCUGGGCCGUUGAGAAAAACCCAAAUGCAUAUGUGCUAUUGCAAAGACACAACAAGGAGGACUGGGGCGGCGCAGUAAACGUUGUUAAGAGCGACAUGCGAGCCUGGAAGGGGCCGCAGAGGAUUACAACCGGGCCUACCUCAGCAAGUGCGCCUGAGUUAUCUUAUGGCAAGGUCGAUAUUCUAGUCUCUGAACUUCUUGGUUCAUUUGCAGACAACGAGCUCUCACCCGAAUGUUUGGAUGGCGUACAGCACGUUCUAGCUCCACAGUACGGUAUUUCUAUACCGAGCUCGUACACCGCGCACUUGACACCUAUUCUCACUCCGAGAUUGCACGCGGAUAUUUCUCAUCGAGCGAUUACCGAUGAUACGGCCACGGAAACGCCAUACGUAGUCCUGCUCCACGCAAUUGAUUUUUUGGCGACGUCCGUUCCGGACCAUCCACGAAUCCAGCAAGCGUGGGAGUUUUCUCAUCCAUUACCUGCCACUACGCUUGCCGUUGCAGAGGCAAGAAGGGGAGGGGGCGUUAGUGGGGGUGGUGGAGGAAGUAUGUCUGGCGGCGAUGGCGCAAAUGAACAUAAUACACGUUAUGCUCACCUGACGUUCGUCUGUAAAGAUCGAGGUGUUGUCAAUGGGCUUGCCGGCUAUUUUGAAGCGGUUCUUUAUGAUGGCGGGGAAGCGGGAAAGGUUGAGUUGAGCACGAGACCUGAUACCAUUGAUGCCAAGAGCAAGGACAUGAUCUCUUGGUUUCCGAUAUUCUUUCCUUUAAAGAAUCCUCUUUAUUUCCCUGACGACACGGAGCUAGAGGUUAGCAUUUGGAGACAGACUGAUGAUAGGAAGGUCUGGUAUGAGUGGAUGGUAGAGGCGUUUGUUAUGGUUGGGCCCAACAAAAGGUUGAGGCUGGGCGCAAGUGAGGUGGGGAGUAGUCGAAAAGUAGGCUGCCUCAUGUAAAAGCCAUUGGCUCUGUGAGGAGUAGAGGGAGCAGCCUUAUGGUUCAUGUUGCUUGUAGUUGGCCAGCUCUGAUGACUUCACAAAAUUUUGGAAGUUGAAUGGUAUGCUUGUUUCUGGAA
Molecule: messenger RNA, 2731 nt
Organism: Amorphotheca resinae ATCC 22711
Lineage: Eukaryota; Fungi; Ascomycota; Leotiomycetes; Helotiales; Amorphothecaceae
Exons: 4
Coding region: 186-2612 (808 amino acids)
Biological process (GO): peptidyl-arginine N-methylation; regulation of DNA-templated transcription
Cellular component (GO): cytosol; nucleus
Source: RefSeq, a predicted model, not a curated record